AUGUCACAAUCUGCCACACCACCACCUUCCACCAACGAUCCACCAUGCGAGUUAUGCGAAACUCUAAAAAUCGCCUGCGUUUCGCACAGUGCCAACUGCGAAAUGUGUACGAAACGGCACCGCACCUGUUCGCUCAACGAAAAGCCACGGAAGAACAAAAAGCGCAAGAAAUCCGACAGCGAAAUACCGACGAAACUCGAAACCCUCAAGACGGAUAUACGAAAGAAGCUCAAACGUCUAGCGGGUGACAACGAAACCCUCAAAGCGAAGGUCGAAAUGAUCGGACCGGAUAUCGACGACCAAAUCGACGAGAUCGUCGAGGCGGUAAAGGCGGAACUGGGCGAAUAG
Messenger RNA from Kwoniella botswanensis, 348 nucleotides. RefSeq lists its product as uncharacterized. The record is from RefSeq and is a predicted model, not a curated record. The coding region runs from base 1 to 348 and encodes 115 amino acids. Lineage: Eukaryota; Fungi; Basidiomycota; Tremellomycetes; Tremellales; Cryptococcaceae. Gene Ontology annotation, molecular function: zinc ion binding; DNA-binding transcription factor activity, RNA polymerase II-specific. The transcript has 2 exons. Gene Ontology annotation, biological process: regulation of DNA-templated transcription.